Athalia rosae (coleseed sawfly) is the source of this 2438-nucleotide messenger RNA. RefSeq names its product cationic amino acid transporter 2. Gene Ontology annotation, cellular component: plasma membrane. Gene Ontology annotation, biological process: amino acid transport; transmembrane transport. Gene Ontology annotation, molecular function: amino acid transmembrane transporter activity. Lineage: Eukaryota; Metazoa; Arthropoda; Insecta; Hymenoptera; Athaliidae. The record is from RefSeq and is a predicted model, not a curated record. The coding region runs from base 104 to 2224 and encodes 706 amino acids. The transcript is spliced from 13 exons.
ACAGACACCAUAAUUCCAUCAUAAUAAUCGCGCGUCGUCGUGAGUCGUCUCUGCUCUGAAUGCCAAACGCCAGUGACAUGCAGCUAUUAUUUUCAUUUUAAAAAUGGAACGGAUUAUAAUCAGUGUAUUGUUGUAUCUCUUAGUUCUCAUUCUUCCUCAAAGCAACGCCCUCGAAUGCUACGUUUGUGACAAUCAGGAAGGAAAUGUCGAAAAAUGCCUUAAUACUAUUAAAACAUGCGAGCAGGGUCAAGAUGUAUGUUACUCCGAAAUUAAAUGGGGCAGUACACCAUAUUGGUCUCAAGGAGCAAUAAAACAAUACUAUAUUUCCAAACGGUGUUCAGCCAAAAAAGAAUGCGAGCGAUUAAGACGAAAUAAUAUGAAAGAUUGCACGCAUAUUUGGUACCAAGAUUGGAAGUGUUCAGAAUGUUGCCAGGGUGACCGUUGCAAUUAUUACAUAAUUCUGGAUAUCAUAAAUCUUCUUGGGAUGGAUAUCAUGUACAGAACUUUGAGUCGCAAGAAAGAAAUUACCUUGCCCCAAGAAUCUAAAUUAGCAAGAUGUUUGUCAACUCUUGACCUAACUGCUCUUGGUAUAGGAUCAACCCUUGGUGUAGGAAUUUAUGUAUUGGCCGGUUCUGUCUCCCGAGAUAUUGCUGGCCCAGCUGUGAUCAUCUCAUUUGCAAUAGCUGCCAUAGCUUCUGUAUUUGCAGGUCUCUGCUAUGCUGAGUUUGGGGCCAGAGUACCAAGAGCUGGAUCUGCAUAUGUCUAUAGCUACGUUGCUGUGGGUGAAUUUGUGGCAUUUCUCAUAGGAUGGACUUUGAUCCUCGAGUAUGUGAUCGGCUCUGCCAGUGUCGUUCGAGCACUAAGUACAUACGUGGACGCGCUAUUCAAUAACACCAUGAGGACAGCGUUCCAGUCUGUCAUGCCUAUAGAAGUCAACCACCUCUCCGCUUAUCCAGACUUCUUUGCCUUUGGAAUAACUCUAGUAUUUUCUGCUGCUCUUGCCUUUGGGGCAAAGGAAUCAUCCUUAGCAAAUAACAUUUUCACAUUGAUUAACUUAUUGGUUGUGCUGUUUGUCAUCAUUGCUGGUUCCUUCAAAGCGGAUGUCUCUAACUGGCAAUCCACACCAGAAUGCACUGUCUCCAAAUGUAUGUGGGGUACUGGAGGGUUUGCACCAUAUGGAGUUGCUGGUAUCAUAAGUGGAGCAGCAACCUGCUUUUAUGGAUUUAUUGGAUUUGACUGUGUAGCUACAACAGGCGAAGAAGCAAAAAACCCUCAGAAGUCCAUUCCUAUUGCAAUUGUUGCUUCUCUGACAAUUGUAUUUCUAGCCUACUUUGGUAUUUCAACAGUUUUGACCAUGGUUAUCCCAUACUAUGACCAGAAUGCUGAUGCCCCAUUGCCUCAUCUUUUUGAGACAAUAGGAUGGAAUUGGGCCAAAUAUGCUGUAUCCGUUGGAGCCAUUUGUGGCCUAUGCGCAAGCUUGCUUGGUUCAAUGUUCCCGUUACCAAGAGUUAUCUAUGCUAUGGCCAGCGAUGGUUUGAUUUUCAAAUGGAUGGGUGCAAUCAACCAACGUUUUCAAACCCCAUUGCUAGGUACUCUCUGCACUGGGCUACUCACAGGCGUGCUAGCUGCAAUGUUUGAGCUUAAACAGCUUGUUGAUAUGAUGAGCAUUGGUACACUAUUGGCAUAUUCCAUUGUUGCAGCCUGUGUACUUAUUUUGAGGUACGAAGAAGGUGAGGCUUAUGAGAAAAAAGAUGACCGUGCCCUAAAGAGUUUCAGGUUCAUUGCAAGACAAUUUAUCAAUGGGAACAAUCUGCAAUAUUCAACAAGACUAACAGCCAGACUGGUUACAUGGCUGGUAUUCUUGUACUUUAUAAUCUGUGCUUGUACAUCACUGGUCAUAGCACUAUUCUGGGAUAAUAUAGUGCGAGCUGAACCACUGAUAACAACAUUGUUUGUACUGCUACUAGCCUGUCUAGUUAGCAUACUCACAUUUGUGUAUCUCCAACCAGUAUCUGGGAAAAAGCUCACUUUUUCUGUACCCUUGGUACCCUUCUUACCAGGUCUCAGUAUUAUGAUCAAUGUUUACUUGAUGCUGAUGUUGGAUAGCAUGACUUGGGUUCGAUUCGGAGUGUGGAUGGCUAUUGGGCUCGCUGUGUACUUUUUUUAUGGUAUGUGGCACAGCACUCUACGACAGAAGAAAGUUAUUCUUGAAGCAACAUCUUAGAGAUAUAUGUACAUUUUAAAUGGUCGUAGAAUAUUAAGGAAAUAAUUUAUACCAUGAUGUCGGCAAGAGACAAAACCAAGAGCGUCACCUUUUACCAUUGCUGUAAAACAUUGAAAAUUGACUUGUUAGCAAUGAUCUUGUGCCACCAAUGUUGAGGUUGAAUCAACAAUGUAUCAUACUAAGCUUCGAAUAAAUUGAACCUGGACAUACCUAA